GACGUCUCAUUCCCCUUCGCCCACUCAAUGUUUUAACUCCCUGUGUAAAUCGGCAUCUCUCACAUAUUUUACUCAGCUCCUGCUAGUGAGACAAGUGGGUGUUUUAGAAUAAGAGAAACAACUGCGACACACACACACACACGCAAACAAACACAAGACUUUUUUAACAGAAUAACCGGGAUAAAACCUCCUGCGACACAAAUCACAGAGGGGGCGUUCAGUUCAGCAUAUUUACGUUGUAUUACUUUUUUGAGACACCAAAAUGAAGACCAAAUUUAUCAACGGGGUUUCUUCUUCCCCCUCCAUGUCUCUGGGUCUGCUGGUGACCGAGAACGCCUUGCAGGUCCAGCCCGACACCCAGGAAGACUGCAAGGAUCUGGUCCGCCCUGACCAGCCCGACCUGGACACCCAGCACAAAGCCUAUCUGUGGUGCAGAGAUUUCCUGCAUGGAGCAUGGAAAAGCCUGGCUGAGGAAGAUUUUCAUAUCACCGUUAUAAGGGGUGGUCUGAGCAACAAGCUCUUCCUGUGUAGCCUCCCUGACAGCCUGGACACUGUUGGGGACGAGCCAAGGAGCAUCCUGCUGCGCCUCUAUGGGGCCAUCCUGCAGAUGUCCUGUAAUAAAGGGGAUUCCCGACAGUCAAACAAAGAAAAUCACUUUCAAGGGGCGGAAGCCAUGGUGCUGGAGAGUGUGAUGUUUGCGAUCCUGGCGGAGAGGGAGUUGGGCCCUAAGCUCUAUGGCAUUUUCCCUCAGGGCCGACUGGAGCAGUACAUCCCUAGCCGUAAACUGGACACCUAUGAGUUAAGUGACCCUAGCAUCUCAGCAGAGGUUGCAGAAAAGAUGGCCAAGUUUCAUGGCAUGAGGAUGCCCUUCAAUAAGGAACCCAAAUGGCUGUUUGGAACUAUGAACAAGUACCUGAGCCAAGUCAUCAGGCUCAACUUCACCAGAGAGUCCGACCUCCGUUGCUUCAACCACCUGCUCAGCUACAAUCUGCCGAAGGAGAUGGAUGUUCUCAAGUCUCUGCUGGAGUCCACCCACUCUCCUGUUGUGUUCUGCCAUAAUGACUGUCAAGAAGGGAACAUCCUGCUGCUGAAUGGCUCCCAGACUUCAGAACAGAAGCUGAUGCUCAUUGACUUUGAGUACAGCAGCUACAACUACAGGGGAUUUGAUAUUGGCAACCACUUCUGUGAAUGGAUGUAUGACUACACCUGCGAUGAGUUUCCUUUCUUCAAAGUCGAUCCUCAGGCCUACCCUUCAAAGGCCCAGCAGCUCCACUUCAUUGAAGGGUACUUGCGUGCAUCUGACCACGGGUUUGACAGCCUCAGUGAAGAGGACCAAAUGAAAGUGAAGGAGGAGCUGUGUGUAGAGGUGAACAGAUUCUCCCUGGCAUCCCACUUCUUUUGGGGCUUGUGGUCCAUCAUCCAGGCUCAGCUUUCCACCAUCGAGUUCGGAUACCUGGAGUACGCCCAGGCCAGAUUUGAUGCCUACUUCCAGCAGAAGAAGAUCUGGACUGUCUAAUGGAGUGAGAUGACUGGAUGCAUUGAUAAACCGUUCAGCCAAAUGGCAGGAGGAAAUGUAGGCUGAUAAAGAUUCCAUGAUCCACACUUUACAUGCACUCCCUGCCUAGAGAGGGUUUCCUGACUAGAGUAGUUGUUGCACUGACUAAAGCCAAACCUUGAUCGCAUGGCUAGGUGUUUAAAGUACGCCUAACAAUUAUUUGCAGGUCAGUCUACACGGUGUAACUGCCCAAGAGCGAAACAUCAGCUUGUACUAACCAUCACUGCUCAGACCUGCUCUCUGCUUCUGCCUUGUUCGAACCAAACCGCUAACACUAGGGUUUAGAGCAGGAUGAAGAUGGACUUCAGUUACAACAGGAUUGGAAAUAUUAACAUUGCAUCAAUGUAUAUGUACUGAUCAUGCACUUAUGGAGCUGUUCUGUGACAAAUAGCCAAAAUGUGAACUUCUCAGAGUAGAUGCCUGCUUAUUGAAGUGACCAGUUGCUAUAGAUCUCAGUGUGCCAGUAACCUGGUCCUACCUGUUAUUGAUAGGCUUGUUGGCUGGCAGAAUCAUCACUUGUUCAACAGGUCAGAAUAAUGUCUACACUUCUACAUAUGAGACAUUUAAUGUUUAUUUAAAUAGCUGUAUUAGAUGUUGUCUUCAGGCCAAGGUAAAUUCAGUUAUAUUGUGUUUCAAAGUAUGAGAAAAGCUGUUUCUUUUUCUGUGUGGCUGGUUAAACUCCCCCGAAUCAACGAUGUCAAACUUCAGGGAUUUCCAUUACAGUUAGCUCUGGUUCUUUGUGGCUUCCUUACUAAUAUGGCCGUUCCAGUUGUGACUUUGCUCUGCCUGUAAAAUUUGGUUUGGUGGGUUUAUGGUAUUAUCACUGUGACAAGUAGAUCUCCAGCUUAGUGUAGCUUAUACCUAAGGUAUUACAACCCCAAAUCAGAAAAAGUUGGUACGAUAUGUAAAAUCAAGAUUGAAACAGAAAAGAGUGUUGUGUAAAUUGUCUGUGCCCUGUAUUACAUUGAACACAACACAGCAGCACAUUAUUUGAUGACACCUCGUCAAUUUUAUUCUAUGUUCAAAAUAAACACACACUUUUCUGAUGUGUGCAACACAUUCCAAAAAAAGAAAAAAGUAAAGCAUUUAC
Molecule: messenger RNA, 2645 nt
Organism: Monopterus albus (swamp eel)
Lineage: Eukaryota; Metazoa; Chordata; Actinopteri; Synbranchiformes; Synbranchidae
Gene: chka
Product: choline kinase alpha
Exons: 12
Coding region: 263-1516 (417 amino acids)
Biological process (GO): phosphatidylethanolamine biosynthetic process; CDP-choline pathway
Cellular component (GO): cytoplasm
Molecular function (GO): ethanolamine kinase activity; choline kinase activity
Source: RefSeq, a predicted model, not a curated record